This is a messenger RNA of Paecilomyces variotii, 1776 nucleotides long. Its product is annotated as prenylated rab acceptor 1. Bases 1 to 1776 code for a protein of 591 amino acids. Gene Ontology annotation, cellular component: Golgi apparatus. The transcript is spliced from 2 exons. The record is from RefSeq and is a predicted model, not a curated record. Lineage: Eukaryota; Fungi; Ascomycota; Eurotiomycetes; Eurotiales; Thermoascaceae.
AUGGCUCCUCUCCAGAUCCCUCUCGACGCGAUCACUUCGCGCUUCACUGAUCGCUUCAACAGCGUCCGCGCUCAAUCGAUCAGCAGUCGUUUUGCCAACCUGAAGCCUAUCUCUGAGUUUCUGGACCUGAAGCGUCUCUCCAAACCGGCCAACUUUGGUGAGGUGCAGAGUCGCGUCAACUACAACCUGUCCUACUUCUCCAGCAACUAUGCCGCCGUCUUUCUCAUGCUCAGCAUCUACAGCCUGCUCACCAACCUGAUGUUGCUCUUCGUCAUCAUCCUGGUCACUGGUGGUCUCUACGGUAUUGGCAAGCUGGGUGGGCGUGAUCUCGACCUGGGUUUCGCCCGCUUCACGACAUCCCAGCUUUACACUGGUCUGCUCGUUGUUGCCGUGCCCAUGGGUAUCCUGGGUUCGCCCUUCACGACGGUCCUGUGGCUCAUCGGCGCUACUGAAUGCUUUUUCCGAGGAGGCGGUCUAGGUGGUCGGCCGCGAACUCCUUACGAUAUGCCCCGAUGGGGAAGACCACCAGGGGCACAACUGGGGAGACAAGUCAGGAGGCGAGGGUUGCAGUGGGAUGAUGACGCUGACGAAGCGCGUGUGGAGGAGAUUGAGAGCGAGGAGGAUGAUUAUGAUCGUGGUGCGCUGCUGGAUGAAUACCAUGGUCUGCGACGGGAUGGCAGCAGGCGGCAGCCGAGGCGACGGAGUUAUGAGUACGAGGAUGAGACGGAGUCUUCUGAGGGGGUCGAUUAUAACCUGGAUAGCGAUGCCGACAGCACCGUUGCAUAUGCCGUCCAGCUGGCGAUGAUGGACAAAGAAGAGCGGCUGGUGGACAAAGCACUCGAACGGAUCCGACGCGCUCAGCUGAUGGGCAAAAAGAAUGUUCGCUUGUCACAGGAAGAGCUGGAUGCACUGGAAAGGAGGAGGAUGCGCAGCACCGGAAGCAAAGAAACGCAGCGGAAGAAGGGUGCCAGCAGCCAACCAUCCCUGACCGAAAAGCGCAAGGACAAGAGCAAAGACAAGGACAAGGAUAAGAGCAAGAGCAAGAACGGGAAGCCGACAACGAAGGGAAAAUCCGACAAGAUGGAGAAACGAAAGAGCAUGCCUGCUUCUUUGGCAGCUGAACGCCCUCAGCCGAGUGACGAGCCUUAUGGAGGGUGGACAAGAACCAGAGGUGUACCCUCCAGUUAUUAUUCCUCCCCUGGAGGUCGCCCGUCCAGCUCUUCUUCUCAGAGACCCCGAACGCCAUCUUCCCAGUCGUCCAGAGCGCAGCAACCGGGCUCGUCGCCCCGUUCCCAUCUUCCUCAGCGCUACGCUUCCGUUUCAGAGCAUCGCCCAACUUCCUCAUCUCGAUACCAGGCCUUCCCCCGUCCCCUUCCGGAUGAUCCUCAGUGGAUGCCUCGAUCACGGGCGUCCUCGAAUGCUGUACCAUAUCCGCUUGACCCUGCAGAUUACCCGCCCUAUGGUCCGAUGGAUCCCCGAUAUGGUUACCAUGUGCGCAGAGACGUCGCCGGCUUUCCUGAUGUUCCCUAUCGAGCCGCGCGUCGAUCUCCUUCUGACGAUAGCAGCUCGUCGGAAUCUACGAGCCCCCAGCGUGCCCCUACGGAGUCUUCGAGCGAAGACUCCAGCAGCGAAGACGACGAUGAGAGUGAGGAUGAUGGAAGAAAUGGUGUGAAGGUGGCAGUGGAGAAACCAGUCGCAACCGGGGCCCAGACACGCGCUACUACUACAGCAAGUGCUACUCGAGGGGCCCGGGCACGGCGCGGUCGUCGGAAAUGA